AUGGCGGAGCUCAGCUCGGACUCUGACGACGACUGCAUCUGCACGGGCUCGGACCCCCCGCCGCCAGCUGCUGCUCAGCACAGGGGCCCCCGGGGGGGCCCCCGGGGGGCCCCCCAGCCAGCAAGGCCCCAGCGUGCGGUCUUCUCCGGUUUUUCGGGUGCAGCAACGACUGUGUUUUCAGCCAGAGUUGAGUUGAGCGGUGCAUGCGCUGCAGCAGAAGAGGCAGCAGGGGAUUCAGGUCUGGGGGCAUACAGCAAACAGCAGCAGCAGCAGCAGCAGCAGCAGCAGCAGCAGCAGAAAGAAGCAACCCCCUGGGGGCCCCUCCUAGGCUGCUGCGGGUCCCCUGCUGCAACAGCCAAGCGCCGCGCUCUAGAGAACCUGGAGCGGCAGCAGCGGGCUCAGCAGCAGCCGGAGACGCAGGGCCCCUUCAGCCCCCAGAAGCCGGCGGGGCCCCACCCGCGGCCAGAGCCGCGCGCGCUGCAGAAAGCUGCGGGGAUACUGCGGCCUGACGAGAGGGUGCUGGACGUGCGUCGUCUGGAUUUCAGCCAGCAGCUGGCGGGGAGGCCCCGCAGCAGACAGCAACCACCACCACCAGCAGCAGCAGCAGCAGCAGGUGUCUGGGUGUUCUUUGUUUGUUCAGCAGCAGCAGCAGCAGCAGCGGGGGGAAGAGAAACACCACGCAACCAGCUGCCACCUGUGGGAGAAGAGGCACUCUGGGGAGGAGCUUUCAGGGAGAGACCGGCUUGGCUACCCUUGCCAGACACAGCAGUGAACGCCAGGGGGGAGAAGGUGGAGUGGCUGCGCCACGCACUCUACGGCGUGGGGACUUUCCUGGAUCUUGAGCGGGAGCAGGAGUAUGUAGAGUGCGUGAAGACGCUGGGGAGAGAGAGACGGCUGAAGGCUUACGGGCGGCACGAGGACCUUAGAGAAAAGUUUCAGCGCCGGCCAGACGACUGGCGGUUCUGGUUGCGGGGUAUAGGGGGCGGGCAGUUCCUGACGAAGCGGCUGAAACCUGAAGAUAUUGUGCUGCCGCGGGACUCACUCAUCGGGGUGUUUGGGCAGGUGAAGGACCUGCGGGGGCUGCUGGCGCAGGAGGGGCUGAAGCCUACAAACCAGUGUGCGGCGAAGGUUGUUAUAUCUCUCAAGGAACAGAAUUUCAUAGCAGUGGAGAAGUGCAGCCCCAGCCACAACGUACAGCGAGCAGAGGAGGAGCACAGAGAGCGGGUGGGGCUUGAGGGUCAGGGGGCCCCCCAGCACUUUCGGGCAGUGGCGUCGCUGGGGCCCUAUGACGCGCUGCCAGCAGCCACUAUACUGGGGCCCCCAUACGGGGGGGUCAUGCGCCCUGCAGGCGAGCUGGCGCUGAUGCAGUGUAUGUACACCUCAGCCGAAAAACUUAUAACAUAA
Molecule: messenger RNA, 1404 nt
Organism: Eimeria mitis
Lineage: Eukaryota; Apicomplexa; Conoidasida; Eucoccidiorida; Eimeriidae
Exons: 10
Coding region: 1-1404 (467 amino acids)
Source: RefSeq, a predicted model, not a curated record